Messenger RNA from Pogonomyrmex barbatus (red harvester ant), 5883 nucleotides. RefSeq names its product slit guidance ligand (gene sli). Gene Ontology annotation, biological process: axon guidance. Lineage: Eukaryota; Metazoa; Arthropoda; Insecta; Hymenoptera; Formicidae. Gene Ontology annotation, molecular function: Roundabout binding; heparin binding; calcium ion binding. The record is from RefSeq and is a predicted model, not a curated record.
CAGCACGAAUCACGUACCCGUUCGGGUACGAUAGAUCCUUGGCCGAAGACCAGCAUCAAGAUAAAGUCAGUGGGAGCUGUACCCAAGGAUGCGCAGGAACGGGUGGUGCUGUUAGUGGUGGAUAACAACUCGUUGGAGGGACCAGCGAGCGGCGAGGAAGGGGGCCACGUAAACGGCCCCCGAAAGGGCCCGCUGGAUGGUCUAGCCUGCGAGCAACCAUCGAGACCUAGCCGGCAAGAGGGCGAGUACAUCCGGUCGAUCGAAACGCAGGGGCCCGGUACUGUCUUUGGUCCAGAUCUGGCCGCAGUGGACACCGUGCUGGGGUCCACCGGUGAACGUAUAGAACUUGAUGAGAGGACCGGGAACAAAAUCAAGCGGUCACAAAGCCCCAUAGUGUCGGCAGUCGACGAUCACGAUUCGAUCUUGGUACAUUGCAAACGUCAUCCGGAGAGAUUCAACGGCGCAGCCUUGGAGCUACGAUCGACCGGCGACAGUUCCGACGCGCGCUCAAAGCGUUCGACAAAGACGUUGGACAACGACAACGACAACGACAACGACAACGACGACGAGCAACCGGCGAGAAGAACUUGUGCGGCGCAUCGACACAGAGUGUCCUGUCACGUAGCGCGAGCCCACACGGAGCCGUCCUGCCGAAGAGGCGCGAACCGAAGCCGACCCUGUCGCGUUCAUGAUCGCCGGCGGGACUGCUCGAGAGGGAAGUCGACGGAGAGACCGGAACACCGGCAUCUGAGACUCCACGAUCCGGAGGACGCCAUCGUACGGCUAGAGCAAGAUCCGAUACUUCGCCCGGUGCGCAUUCUUGGUUGUCCUCCCGCGGAGGGUCAGGAGAUAUCCUCCUACCUGGAGCCGGCCGGACCUAGUUACGUUUACACGGGUGUAGGCGUGGGCCAGUUCGGCGGUGAACCGCACUGCUUCGCUCUGCACAAUCCGGACAAUAUUCUGCCCAAGAGCCGCGCCGGCAGCAUCGCCAGACUCCUCGACGGGCCAAAUCGCGCCGUGAAGGACAUCAAUCGCAAGGUCCUGGCGAUGGCGCGUGCCAUGACGCCCGCCUGGUCGCUGCGCCUGCUCGGCGUCAGCUGCGGUUCCGUGGUUUGCGCCUGGGGACUUUUGCUGAUAUUAUCCGUGCUUGGUGGCGGUGCCUCGCAUGGCACCGGCAUCGGUAGCUUCGGUCUCGGUAGUAUGACGGGUACGAUGGACGAUUUGAACGGCGUUAGGUGUCCUUGGGCGUGCACGUGCGGCGGACAGGAGGUCGAUUGCUCUCAUCGCGGACUCACGCAGAUCCCUGGCGACCUGGCGAGCUUGCUCAUCGCGGAAAAACUAGAUCUUCAGGGAAAUAAUGUAUCGGUGAUAUUCAAGACAGAUUUUGAAGACAUGGCAACAUUACACGUUUUAUUGUUAUCCAACAAUCAAAUACAUACCAUCGAAAGAGGAGCUUUCCAAGACUUGGUGGCGGUGGAAAAACUACGGUUAAACAAUAAUCAAAUACGUCACUUGCCCGAUCUUCUCUUCAGUAAUAUGAUGAAUUUAAAACGCCUAGAUCUCAGUCACAAUCAGAUCGCCACCAUAGGACCGAAGACUCUCAGAGGAGUGUCCGCUCUCAGACAUUUAUUACUUGAUAACAAUGUGCUGACCUGUGUAGACGAGGCUUCGAUACGAGAAUUGAAAGAUUUGGAAAUAUUGAUGCUGAACAAUAACAAACUUGUAUCACUCGGCAAGGAGAUGUUGAACGGCUUGUCGCAUUUGCGAACUUUGAAGCUUGCGGACAACGCUCUCGCUUGCGAUUGCCAUUUAGCAUGGUUAUCGCGUCAUUUGAAGACUUAUCCUCGCCUAGGGCAACACACACGAUGCGCAUCUCCUGCUCAUCUCAAGGAUCGCAAUCUCGCCGAUUUACAGGAGCACGAGUUCAAGUGUUCAGGCCUGGUCGAGCGAACGGGAUCGGAAUGCAGCGCUGAACCCCAAUGCCCGCAUCCUUGUAAAUGCGCUGAUGGGAUCGUCGAUUGCAGAGAGAACUCCUUGACGAAAGUGCCAACCCACCUUCCCGAGGACACCACUGAGUUGCGGCUGGAGCAGAACGGCAUUACGGAAAUCCCACCCAAAGCUUUCUCACCAUAUAGGAAAAUAAGAAGAAUUGACCUGAGCAACAACCAGAUAAAAAAGGUAGCAGCCGAUGCUUUCCACGGAUUGAAGUCCCUCGAAUCCCUAGUUCUAUACGGCAACAAAAUCACGGAGCUGCCAGCUGGUCUUUUCCAAGGCCUAACAAAUUUGCAAUUAUUGUUACUGAAUGCCAAUGAGAUAUCAUGCAUACGAACAGACCUGUUCAAAGACUUAACCAGUCUCACCUUACUGUCUCUAUACGACAACAAUAUACGCUCGUUAGCUAAUGGGACUUUUGCCAACCUGCGAAGCAUUAAAACAUUACAUUUGGCGAGGAAUCCAUUCAUCUGCGAUUGCAAUCUACGCUGGCUGAGCGCGUAUCUUCAUGCGCAUCCUAUAGAGACAUCCGGCGCUAAAUGCGAAACGCCAAAAAGAGCGCAGAAACGGAAGAUCGAUUCGAUGCGGGACGACAAGUUCAAAUGUAAGGGUGAUGAGGAGCUGUUAACAAAAAGGGCCGGUGAAUGCAUUUUGCCUGGCGCUUGCCCCGCGCCGUGCACAUGCAACGGCGCAACGGUCGAUUGUUCCAACAAGAGAUUAACUGCGAUACCGAAGGACUUGCCGCUUUACACGUCGACUUUGUUGUUGAGCAACAAUGAACUGGACAAGAUUAAAGCAGAUGGCCUUUUCGAGAAGCUGCCGGAACUGCAGCAUCUGGAUCUCAGGAAAAAUAAAAUCUCUCGCAUCGAGGCGUCCGCCUUUCAAGGAGCUCACAACCUCACCGACCUGCUUUUGUCCGAGAAUAGGCUGCGAGAAGUGCACAACAAGAUGUUCUCCGACCUACCGAGCCUUAAAACACUGAAUCUCCAUGGUAAUACCAUUACAUGCGUUAUGCCGGGAUCGUUCGAUGGAAUGCCGCACAUACGCGCCAUCAACAUGCAAGGUAACCCGCUAUCAUGCAACUGCUAUCUCGCGUGGUUCGCCGGAUGGCUGAGGAAACGAGAUAUCGUUGGAAUCACUGGUCGUUGUCACGAUCCCUCGCGAUUAAAGGAUGCCAUCAUCAAGGACAUUCCGCAUCACGAAUUCAAAUGCAACAACGACAGCGUGGGUUGCCUAGGCGACGAUUACUGCCCGCCUCAAUGUAAUUGCGCGGGUUCGGUGGUGAGAUGUUCGAGGUCUCAGCUUACAGAGAUUCCACGCGGGAUUCCACCGGAAACCACCGAGCUGUAUUUGGACGUGAACGACAUCAAGACGAUCCAGCCGGAGAGGCUGAACCACCUGAGGAUUCUCACCAGACUGGAUCUGAGCAACAACCAGAUCGGAAUGCUGUCCAACGAUACCUUCAGGAAUCUCACGAAGCUCUCGCACCUAAUCAUCAGUUACAAUAAGCUGCAGUGCGUGCAACGAAAUGCUCUCGCGGGAUUAAAGAACCUGCGAAUAAUUUCGCUGCAUGGCAACGACAUAUCGGUCAUCCCAGAGGGAGCAUUCGAGGAUCUCAAGUCUAUAACACAUCUCGCCCUAGGGUCCAACCCGCUUUACUGCGAUUGCAGCAUGCGAUGGUUGGCCGAAUGGGUGAAGAAAGACUACGUGGAGCCUGGCAUAGCCAGGUGCAUGGAACCUCCUGCGAUGAGAGACAAAUUGCUCUUGACGACGCCGGCUAGUGCCUUUCAAUGCAAAACCAAGCAGCAGCCAGCCGAAGUCUUGGCCAAGUGCGACCUGUGUUACACCUCGCCAUGCGAAAACGGAGGAUUUUGUGAGGCGCUUCCGGACCGGCAGUUCCGUUGCAAGUGCACGCCAGGAUAUCACGGGGACCGGUGUCAGCAUAAAAUUGACGCGUGCUAUGGAAAUCCUUGCAGGAACUCCGGAACUUGCAAAGUACUGGAGGAAGGAAGAUUCAGUUGCGACUGCGCCCCCGGGUACAAGGGACUUCGAUGUGAGAGCAACGUCGACGACUGUGCCAACAACAGGUGCGCUAACAACGCAACCUGCGUCGACCUCGUACAGGCCUAUCGAUGCGACUGCGCCCCAGGAUUCAUGGGAGAAUACUGCGAGGAGAAGAUACCCUUUUGCACAAAGGGGCACGACCCCUGCGAGAACGGAGGCCGAUGCGUCGACCAUAAGACCCACUACAGCUGCGAAUGCCCAGUCGGCUUCACCGGCCUCAAUUGUUCCACAAACUUGGAUGACUGUGUCGAUCAUAUGUGCCAGAACGGUGCUACUUGCAUUGACGGCAUAAACAAUUAUGAAUGUAAGUGCGCGGCGGAGUAUACUGGGAGGUACUGCGAGGCUGCACCCUCGACAGCCAUGCUGUAUCCACAGACAAGUCCGUGUGCCCACCACGACUGUCAGCAUGGUGCCUGCUUCCAGCCCGCUCCCGCCUCCGCCGCGGACUAUCUUUGCCAGUGCCACCCCGGCUACACCGGAAAACGAUGCGAGUACCUGACGAGUCUGAGCUUCGUGGACAAUAGCUCGCUGGUCGAGCUGGAACCGCUACGCACGAGGCCCGAGGCAAAUGUGACCAUCAUAUUCACGACCACGCAGGAAAACGGGGUUCUUCUCUAUGACGGGCAAAACGACGGGCACAUCGCCGUCGAGCUCUUUAAUGGGCGGGUCAGGGUUUCGUACGACGUGGGUAAUUAUCCUACCUCGACGAUGUACAGCUACGAGAUGGUGGCCGAUGGCAAGUCUCACAUGGCGGAGCUUCUGGCGAUCAAGAAAAAUUUCACAAUGAGGGUCGACCGAGGUCCCGCCAGGAGCAUCAUCAACGAGGGUCCGAAGGAAUACCUCAAGCUUGUCACGCCAAUGUACGUCGGUGGCGUAGCGCCGGAAGUUGCUAAAGUCGCAUUUACCGAGUUUCACCUCAGAAACAUUACGAGCUUCCAAGGCUGCAUCUCCGAGAUGUGGAUCAAUCAUAAGUUGGUAGACUUCAGCAACGCCGCAAAGAUGCAUCGCGUUACUCCCGGAUGUGCUGCUAGCGAAGAGGAGGCCGAUGAAGCGAGAGAUAUUGUUGAAGCCGAGGGAAUUAACAAUAGUGGCAGUAACGAGGAGUCUAUGCCGCAAGAGCAUAUACCUCGCGAACAUUCUGACGUUAUAAUAUCGGUAACUGGAUUGGUGCCUUCUCACGCAUGUAUCGGACAUGAGUGCAGAAAAGGAUCUCAAUGCAUACCGUCGCCAUUUGGCAAUAGCUAUUCUUGUCGAUGUCAAACUGGCUGGCAAGGACGAUACUGCGAGAAAGCACCGACGUGUCGCAAGGAGCAUACCAGGGAGUACUAUAGCGAGAAUGGAUGUCGGAGUCGACGACCCGUGAAGCUUGCUAAAUGUUGGGGAAGUUGCGGCAAUUCCUGCUGUUUACCGCGGAAGACUAAGCGGCGCAAGGUCCGAUUAAUUUGCGCGGACGGCAUGCGGUACACUAAGGACGUUGACCUGGUGCGUAAGUGCACGUGUACCCGCAAAUGUUACUAGCCAGUCGACGCAUCGCGGCCCGAGUCUCACCGGCGCGCGUCGAGACGUAAAACGAGACCGAGAAGAAACCCCCGGAUCCGAAGCGGCACUCCCGCGCGUGCUUCCACGUGCCUUCGGAGGUGACGAAGGGAACGGCAACGGGGUGGCGAGGGCGAACGCCGCGCGAGACGGGCCCUCGGCAUCCCUGUGCGAGACCACCAUCGCGAGACGCACGUGGGCGAGAAAGUGCGUGAGGAAGUGCAGGCCAAAACUAGAUGGACACACACACAUAGCCGGCUCAGUGUGAUAUGUAUUAUUAAAAGAAAAAAA